Salvelinus fontinalis (brook trout) is the source of this 3713-nucleotide messenger RNA. Its product is annotated as protein PALS2-like. NCBI's taxonomy places the organism in Eukaryota, Metazoa, Chordata, Actinopteri, Salmoniformes, Salmonidae. The record is from RefSeq and is a predicted model, not a curated record. The coding region runs from base 617 to 2473 and encodes 618 amino acids. The transcript is spliced from 13 exons. Gene Ontology annotation, molecular function: protein binding. Gene Ontology annotation, cellular component: cell-cell junction; plasma membrane.
UUGAGAGCGACUGAAUCUGUGUCCACAGCUGUGUGAGCCAGCUAUCUCGUUCUUUAUCUCUGUCGUUAGUGUGUCUGUCUCCUUUUGACUUGGUUUCUUUCUCCUGUUUAUUUCCUCCUACAUCUAUUUCUCUAUCAUCUCCUAUCUCUAUCAUCUCCUAUCUCCCUAUCAUCUCCUAUCUCCCUAUCAUCUCCUAUCUCUCUAUGAUCUCCUAUCUAUCAUCUCAUAGCUCUCUAUCAUCUCCUAUCUCUCUAUCAUCUCCUAUCUCUCUCAUCUCCUAUCUCUCUAUCAUCUGCUAUCUAUCAUCUCAUAUCAUCUCCUAUCUUUCAUCUCUCUAUCAUCUCCUGUCUCUCUCUCAUCUCCUUUUUCUGUAAAAUUGCUUUUAGUUUAAUCCCCCUUCUAUUGUUUUUCUUUGUCUUUCUAUCUCUCUUUCUCUGUCCUCUAUCUCCUCUGUACCCUUCUCUCUCUUCCUUCUCUCUGUGUUUAGAGACUGUUGCUCAUUGUGUAGUAGUUGGAAGUUGAAGGGCAGAGCAGCUAGCUUUAGACCAACUGUCCCUCAGCGGUGGUGGUGGUAAUCUUUCGGUUAGGUAAGCAUUGCUGUGGUCGAGGAGCGGUCAUGGUCCUGGCUGUGGAGGACGCCUGUCCCAACGGGUUGGAGGUAGAGGUGGAGCCCCCUCCGGAUGCAGGCGGGACGGGAGAGGCAGGCGGGACAGGAGAGGGGGUGGUUGGGUCCAGGGAGGGGGCGGCUGCUGAGCCCACAGAGGGGGCCAACACAUCCGGAGCGAUGCAGCAGGUGUUGGAUAACCUGGGGGAGCUGCCCACCUCCACGGGGGCCAAAGACAUCGACCUCAUCUUCCUCAGAGGAAUCAUGGAGAGUCCCAUUGUACGGUCACUCUCCAAGGUAGCAGAUACACAUAGGGGAGAACACACAGAGACUGACUCCCACACAGACAGGGUGCUCCUCGCUAAGGCCCACGAGCGAUUGGAGGACUUGAGGCUGGAGGCGGUGCAGGACAACAAUAUAGAGCUGGUCACAGACAUCUUGGGUGACAUCACUGCCCUCAGCGUCCGUGAUGACAGCGCAGCGGAACUCUCCCGAAUCCUCCAGGAGCCCCACUUCCAGUCGCUCCUUGAGGCCCACGACAUGGUAGCCUCUAAGUGCUAUGAGGCCGUGCCCCCAGCGGAGCUGUUUAAUGACGAGCUGGGGAACAGUUCUCUGAUGCAGGCCGAUGCUGUACGCAUGAUCGGCAUCCGCAAGAAGGCUGGAGAACCACUGGGAGUGACGUUCAGAGUGGAGAAGGAGGAGCUGGUCAUCGCUAGGAUCCUCCACGGAGGAAUGAUUGACAGGCAGGGUCUGCUGCACGUGGGUGACAUCAUAAAGGAAGUGAAUGGGCGGGACGUAGGGAACAACCCCACUGAGCUGCAGGAGAUGCUGAAGGACUGCAGCGGAGGAAUCACUCUGAAGAUACUGCCUAGUUAUAGAGAUGCACCCGCCCCACCACAGGUGUACGUGCAACCCCACUUUGACUACGAUCCAGCAAAUGACCAUCUGAUCCCGUGCCGAGAGGCGGGGAUUGGCUUCAAGAGGGGGGACCUCCUUCAGAUCGUCAACAGGGAGGACCCCAACUGGUGGCAGGCGUGUCAUGUGGUUGGUGGAGCCACUGGACUGAUCCCCAGUCAGUUCCUGGAGGAGAAGAGGAAAGCCUUCGUCCCAAGAGAUUUUGAUGGCUCAGGGAUCCUGUGCGGUACGAUAACUGGAAAGAAGAAGAAAAAGAUGAUGUAUCUAACGGCCAGGAAUGCAGAGUUUGACAGGCACGAGCUGCAAAUCUAUGAGGAGGUGGCCAAGAUGCCCCCAUUCCAGAGGAAGACUCUGGUUCUGAUUGGAGCCCAGGGGGUGGGCCGACGCAGCCUCAAGAACCGACUGGUGGUCCUUAACCCAACAUGCUUCGGAACCACCAUCCCCUUCACCUCCCGGCGUCCCCGUGACGAUGAGCUGGACGGUAAGUCGUACCGGUUUGUGACGCGGACGGAGAUGGAGGCGGACGUGAAGGCGGGCGGCUACCUAGAGCACGGCGAGUACGACGGGAACCUCUACGGAACCAAGAUGGACUCCAUCCAUGAGGUGGUGGACACGGGGCGCACCUGCAUCCUGGACGUCAACCCACAGGCUCUGAAGGUACUAAAGACAGCAGAGUUCAUGCCGUAUGUGGUGUUCAUCGCAGCACCAGAGUUUGAGACGCUCAAGGCCAUGCACAAAGCUACGGUGGACGCUGGAAUCACCACCAAACAACUCACGGAUGUGGAUUUGAGGAAGACUGUUGAUGAGAGUGCUCGUAUCCAGAGGACCUACAACCACUACUUUGACCUCGCCAUCACCAACGACAACCUGGACCGCGCCUUCCAAACGCUACAGGCUGCCGUCGACAAACUCUGCUCCGAACCACAGUGGGUCCCCGUCAACUGGGUCUACUGAACCCCAACCGGACACUGUCUGACGGGUCAACUUGACCGUGCAUGUGUUCGACCACAGAGACAGGGGAAAGAAAGGAGAAAGGGUGUUCGUCAUGUGAGGGACUUUGACGGGGAAAACGCAAGCCCACCACCUCGUCCCUCUCUCCCUUCCUCCUGCACACAAUGCACAUUUUUUCUACUCGAAACUCAAAGGCAAAUAGUUCUUAUUUAUUUUAAUAUUUGUAACUUUUUACGAAAUAUCUUUCUAUUCAUACCAACGUGGAAUUCAGAAACAUGAAAAAAAUAAAAAGGCCAAACAUGAAGGCCAUAUUUAUUUGUUGUUGUUAUGUUUGUUUUUUGUAGUUGUUCCUCUGAGAAGUAAUGAUGUUUAUUUUCUUCUCCGAGGACUGCUCUAGCAAGAGUUAUUAUUAUUGUUAUAUCAACACAGUUCAAGAACCAAGUUCAAGAACGACACUAUGGAAUAUUCCAGAACUCUGAGCAGUGUUGCCAAGGAAACCUGUUUACAGCGCUCGUUAUUGCCAUGACAACUACCGUGUCUCAGUCCAAAUCCUGUGAAGCCCACCCUUGUGAUUGUCGUAGGACCUCCCACUCCAAAGAAAAUCCCCUACAGUGCCCUGUAGUAUGUACUGUAGUUGGCUACCCCUUGAUUGGUUUGUGUUUACCUCUUUAGAAUUAUGACUUAAGAAAAUAUGUACUUAUUGUCUGAAUAUCUAUCCCUCACACAUCCUACAAAGAGAAGGAAGGGAAAAAGCUUUACAUUUUACAUUGUAGUAUUGAAGAUCAGGAUCAAACACUCUCUGUGUUUCAUGUCUUUCUUUGAGUUGUCUCUACUUUUAUUUUAGUACCGUAGGAUUCACUGUCUUUUGUUGCUACGGUGAUCUUUUUAGCUAAGUGACAUUUUUGUCUCGCAUGAUCCUUUGCUUUGAGUUGUUUUCGAAUAUUGAACAAAUACUACAUCCUGUUUUGAAGCGUUCUGUCUGUGUUGUGUCGACAGCAUGACCGUCAGAAUACCACUCACCAUCUACCCUAAUCUGUAUGUAAGGUGCUUAUUGUUGUUUUUGAAUCUGUUGCUAUCCCACGGUCCUCUCCUCCAGUAUCACAAAGCUCCAAAACCCUCCUGCACUGUAACCGAAAUACUACAUUCUGUUUCCUGUGGUCACUCUGAAAGAUUUCCCAACUUGUGACCAAUAACAGACAUCUCUAAUAGCAAUACAUUGUUACAAUAAAUUAACCAAAAUUCA